AGAGAACCAGAGGCUAUCUGAUGAGCAGGUGAAUUCUGAUUCGUGUUUGAAGUUCAAAAAUGAAAAUGGUCAGAGUUUGUAACUCUCAUGAAAUGUUGGGAUGGAUUACAUUGGUGAGAAGAUAUUGUUCCAGCGAAUCAACUAGGGAUGUUUUAGUUACAAGCAAAAAAAUUUGUAAAAUCGUGUCUUCUUCUUCACCAGUGGUGCUUGAUACUGCUCUUGAUCAAAGUGGGCUAAGGGUUUCGCCUGAAAUAGUGGAGGAUGUUCUUAAGCGGUUUGAGAAUGCUGGCAUAUUGGCUUAUAGAUUCUUUGAAUGGGCAGAGAAGCAGCGAAAUUAUAUGCAUAGUGUUAGGGGUUAUCAUACCAUGAUUGGAUCUUUGGCUAAGAUUAGGCAGUAUCAAAUCAUGUGGAAUCUUGUGAAUGCGAUGAAGAGCAAGAGCAUGUUGAACGUCGAGACGUUUUGUAUUAUUAUAAGAAAGUAUGCAAGGGUUCAGAAAGUGGAGGAAGCAAUUUAUACUUUUAAUGUCAUGGAGAAGUAUGGCGUGCUGCCGAACUUAGCAGCUUUCAAUGCCUUACUAAGUACUUUAUGUAAGACUAAGAAUGUGAGGAAAGCACAGGAGAUUUUCGAUGAAAAGAAAGAGCGAUUUGUUCCGGACACAAAAACUUAUAGUAUUUUGCUCGAAGGAUGGGGCAGGGCUCCAAAUUUGCCCAAGGCUAGGGAGAUCUACAGAGAGAUGAUUGAUAUGGGUUGUGUCCCAGAUAUUGUGACCUAUGGUAUAAUGGUUGAUGUUCUCUGCAAAGCAGGCAGCGUGGAUGAAGCAAUUGCAAUUGUUAGGGAAAUGGAUUCCAAUGGUUGCAGACCGACCUUAUUUAUAUAUAGUGUUUUGGUCCAUACUUAUGGGAUAGAAAACAGAAUUGAAGAUGCCAUUGAUGUAUUCUUAGGGAUGGAAAGAAAUGGAAUCAAGGCUGAUGUGGUUGUGUAUAAUGCUCUGAUUGGUGCUUUUUGUAAAGUAAACAAACUAAAGAAUGUGUAUAGGGUCUUAAAUGAGAUGGAUUCUAAGGGCGUGGAACCAAAUGCUAGGACUUGCAAUAUCAUUCUUAACAGCUUGAUAGGCUGCGGAGAGACCGAUGAAGCUUUUAAGGUGUUCCGCAGGAUGAUUAAAGAAUGUGAACCAGAUGCAGACACAUAUACAAUAAUGAUAAAGAUGUUCUGUGAGAGAGAUGAGUUAGAAAUGGCAUUUAAAGUGUGGAAGUUCAUGAAAUUGAAGCGGUUUAUCCCAAGCAUGCAUACAUAUUCAGUUCUCAUAAAUGGAUUAUGUGACAAGGGAAAUGCUGCUAAGGCUUGUGUCCUACUAGAAGAGAUGUUGGAAAAAGGCAUUCAGCCCUCGGGCUCAACAUUUUGGAGGCUAAGGCAAUUGCUUGUAAAAGAAGGGAGAGAGGAUGUACUUAAAUUUCUUCAGGAGAAAAUGAACCUCCUUAUUAAGGAGCCUUUAUAUGAUUGAAGAAUUAUGCUUUUUACUUGUUGAUGGUGCUGGACAUAUGGAAUUCAAAUACCUGAUUAUCACAUGGAAAUAAGAGUACAGAGCAAUUUGUGUUGGUAAAUUCUCUUAUUUUCAUCAUAAAUGUUGUGACAAUUGGUUGUGUCACACGUAAAAGAAAGAAAACUUUUGCACUUCUGUUUUGUUUUCAUUCUCCUCCAAAAGGUUUCGGUCAUGCCUUCACCAUUCGAUGUGUAACUGAAUCAAACACCCUUUAGUUAUAAGAAAUAGCUACAAGAAAUUGUCCAACUCGAGUUGUCACUUAAAAGAAUGGGUUAGAAACUCGAUUAAUGCUUUCGUAAGAAUGGUUAUUCUCUUGUAAUGCUGCACAAUGGGGUAAACUUCAUUGUAUGCAUCCGCUGGUACUAUAAUUUAGUCAAUGCGUUUCAAGUUUUCAUAACUUUAGUGCCUG
Messenger RNA from Hibiscus syriacus, 1950 nucleotides. RefSeq names its product pentatricopeptide repeat-containing protein At1g77360, mitochondrial-like. Lineage: Eukaryota; Viridiplantae; Streptophyta; Magnoliopsida; Malvales; Malvaceae. The transcript has 2 exons. The record is from RefSeq and is a predicted model, not a curated record. Gene Ontology annotation, molecular function: protein binding. The coding region runs from base 60 to 1502 and encodes 480 amino acids.